ACUUUUUCUAUUCUGUUUAAAUUGUGCUCAGUCAGGACCCUCAGUGUUAAGCGUCAACCAGCCCUGAACUCUGCAGCAUUAUGAGUUCAGCAGUGACAAUCUUCUCCAGGGAAGGUGCCAGCUCGUAUGAAUGGCUUAUUCAGUUACUCUUGACUUUGGGAGCAGCGCAGAACGUGAGCCCAUUUUACAUCUCCAAUAACAACAAUGACAAAUUCAGGGAUGAAGUGACCAGGUGCACGUUUGCUAUUCUCUAUCACUCCAAGAGAAGAGGGAGAAUUAACAUUGUUGAUGUCAAGGACUCUCUGUACGACAAUGAGCUGAAGUACUUGUCUGAACAGCUGGGGAGAAAUAACGUCAUAGUGGUGAUCGAUGACCUGGAUGACAGCAGUUAUGAGGAGAAGAACAGGAUUCUGGGAAGUCAGCCCAGCAUUAAGGAACUAACUUGUGAGCUGUUCCUCUUCAGCGUAGCAGAGAAAGCCUCUCUACAGCACAAACAAAAGGAAAACUACCUACCUACAGUGAAGGAUAAAAUUAACCAGCUAGGAAAAAUAGUUGGCAAUAAAGGUGACACCGGACAUCCCAAAAGCAGCAGCUCAUCAUCUACAGAGUGUACGAAGAUAAUCAAAUUCACUCUAAUUAUCGUCAUAAUUAUUACUACAUACACGGAAGUUUGUCAGUGGUAUAAUCGUGUCAUCAUCUAUUGGUGAAAAAUACUGAUGAUGUAUCCGAAGAUCAAUUGUCAUUUAGAAACAUUGUGGGCUAGAUUACAAGUAGAGCAUUAACAGUUACGCACAAGCGAAAAGGGGUUUAAUGUGGGUGUUUUGGGCGUAGAGCUCCUAUUACAAGUUGAAAGUAAAUGCAAUCGCUUGAGCGCAAUCUCGAUUUACACUAGAAUAUUUACCGUAACCUCAGAGCUCUGGUUAACUGUUUAGCAAAACAAAAAACUGUCUCAAAACAAAUAAAAAAAUGCAUUACAAAGUAUAAUUACACUCAUAUGCACACCAUCUAAUAACAAA
Messenger RNA from Bombina bombina (fire-bellied toad), 1016 nucleotides. RefSeq lists its product as uncharacterized. The record is from RefSeq and is a predicted model, not a curated record. The transcript is spliced from 5 exons. Bases 81 to 707 code for a protein of 208 amino acids. Lineage: Eukaryota; Metazoa; Chordata; Amphibia; Anura; Bombinatoridae.